Molecule: messenger RNA, 498 nt
Organism: Humulus lupulus (European hop)
Lineage: Eukaryota; Viridiplantae; Streptophyta; Magnoliopsida; Rosales; Cannabaceae
Exons: 2
Coding region: 1-498 (165 amino acids)
Source: RefSeq, a predicted model, not a curated record
AUGGACUCCAAGGACGUUUUUGAGCACUACCAGGCUGCUGCUACUUCUUCUGCUCAAAAGAAAGAUAGCAAGAGGGCCCGAGGGGAAAGUAGCAAGACCCCCUCGAAGAAGGCUCGAACAGACGAUGUUCCAACCAAUGCCCCCUCCAAGGAGAACUCACCACCUCCACCUUCCUCCAAGCAGGCGACUCCCACUCCUGCUGAUCCACAGCCUUCUUCCAAGGCUCCUGACAAAGAGGCAUUAGACAUUCGGCCCAAAGGCUCCCUGCCCAGCCUCAUGGUCAGCUCAACUAGGGAGAGGAUAUACAAGCUCUCCAAGCACAAACGCAGCCAGGCAGCCAUUACUGAAACUUCCUCCACGGAGGCUGAUCAGGUCGUCAACAGAGGGCUGAAUGAGAUAAAGCUCGAUUCAACAUUAGAGGAGAGUGUUGAAAAAUCUGAGAAGGAAACAGAUGCUGCAAAGAAGAAAGAUGCAAAGACAGUGAUGAAGCAAGCCUAA